CAGGCGGUCCGGGCACCAAGGGAGGUCCCUGCGGGGCGGGCGGGGACCGGCCGGCGCGCUGUGUGGCCGCGGCCAUGAAGCUGCAGCCGCCCGGCUAGGCCCCGGGCGGCUCUAGCCCAGGGCGGCCCACGGAGGGCUGGGCCUGGGCUCUGGCUCCAGUUCGCUGGCCGGUGGGCGACCGCUCACCAUGCCUGGCAAGCACCAGCACUUCCAGGAACCGGAGGUCGGCUGCUGCGGGAAGUACUUCCUGUUUGGCUUCAACAUUGUCUUCUGGGUGCUGGGAGCCCUGUUCCUGGCAAUUGGCCUCUGGGCCUGGGGUGAGAAGGGUGUUCUCUCCAACAUCUCAGCGCUGACGGAUCUGGGAGGCCUUGACCCUGUGUGGCUGUUUGUGGUAGUUGGAGGUGUCAUGUCAGUGCUGGGCUUUGCUGGCUGCAUCGGGGCCCUCCGGGAGAAUACCUUCCUGCUCAAGUUUUUUUCUGUGUUCCUUGGCCUCAUCUUCUUCCUGGAGCUGGCGACAGGGAUCCUGGCCUUUGUCUUCAAGGACUGGAUUCGAGACCAGCUCAAUCUGUUCAUCAACAACAACGUCAAGGCCUACCGUGAUGACAUUGACCUCCAGAACCUCAUUGACUUUGCUCAGGAAUAUUGGUCUUGUUGCGGAGCCCGAGGGCCCAACGACUGGAACCUCAAUAUCUACUUCAACUGCACUGACCUGAACCCCAGCCGGGAGCGCUGCGGGGUGCCCUUCUCCUGCUGCAUCAGGGACCCUGCGGAAGAUGUCCUCAAUACCCAGUGUGGCUAUGAUGUCCGGCUCAAACUGGAGCUGGAGCAGCAGGGCUUCAUCCACACCAAAGGCUGCGUGGGCCAGUUUGAAAGGUGGCUGCAGAACAACUUGAUCGUUGUGGCCGGGGUCUUUCUGGGCAUCGCCCUCCUCCAGAUCUUUGGCAUCUGUCUGGCCCAGAACCUCGUGAGUGACAUCAAGGCAGUGAAGGCCAACUGGUCCACAUCCACGACUUCUCUUGAAGAACGACCAUCUGGCUACACCAGCUCUUCAGUGGCAACAUUACCCAGGACACACGCUUCCCUGGUCACUGAGGGCCCACCUGGCCGGUCUGCUCACCUAAGUGCCCUGCCUGGUUCCCUGGAGGCUGGGAGUUGGCCUUCCCACCUCUAGGGUUGUUCCUGCACACACCAAGAGGCUGCUGUGGGCUGAGCUGGAGAGGCACAGGGACAUGAAGGGUGGGGAGGCUGUGCCCCACCCUGAAGAGGGUGCAGCCUGGAACAAGUCCAGCCCUUCUGGGGACUGAAGUGGGUGCCAGAGCACCCAGGAGAGUGGCUGAGGGGCAGGCCAGGGGUGCCUGGUUCAGCAGCUGUGGAUGGUUGACUCCUAGGAGUGAAGUUCAAAAUCUUCUGCGUGGCUACAGAGCUGCCCAGUGGCCACCAGAGGGCGCGCCAGGACAGCACUGAGUCUGCCUGCCUUCCCCUUUCAAGCUCACCCCGGUAGGGUGGGCGCCUGCUCUGCUAAUUAGCACUUGUGGGGUUAGGGAAAAUCAGAAACUUAUAAAGAGAAAAUUGGCCUAGGCUUGGGAAGUCUGGCUGUGCCCUCAGCUCUCUCUCAAUGGCUACACAAAGGAGUAUGUGUGGAGUGACCUGGCCUACCCUCCUUGGGCUUGGCUGUGCUUGUCCAGAGGUCUCCAGCUCGGGUGCCCCCAAGCACCAGUUACAUAAAUGAAGUUGGCCAUUAAGUUGUGAGGCCUACUUUACUUUGGCUCUCCAGCUGUUACCAGGGACAGAGGAAGACACUGCUUUGUGAUGAGAGAAAGAUUGGCAUGACCUAGUCGAUAAUGGCAACUUGCCUCAAGAGCAACAGAGUAUGGUGGGGACACAGCAUAGAUCCCCAUCUGAAGGUGGCAGCUGCCAUUCUUAGUUGUAGCUAAUUGCUGAGAUGUGGGAAUAUAGGUCUGAAGUCAGAAAUAUGGAGAAGCGAGAAGUACAGAUUUUUAUGUGAAAUAUUCUGGUUUUUAAGUUGUUGGCAACUAAUCUGUAAACCAAACAAAGUGUAAGGUCUGGCUUUGGCCCCUGUGCCACCAUAGGUCUCCCUGGCCUGGUAACCUGCUGGGAUCCUGGCUGCUCUGCCAUUCAGGGAUGCUGAGUACAGCUGCCAGUUAGGUGGGCCUGGGGCGUGUACCAGUGUCCCGGCUCCUCAGCACAGGUUGGGUAGUGUCCUGGGGCCAUGACAGGCAGUGGCUAUGGGUGGUUUAUACACAUGACAAUAAACUCUGC
Nycticebus coucang (slow loris) is the source of this 2280-nucleotide messenger RNA. It is a transcript of the gene TSPAN17, whose product is annotated as tetraspanin 17. The transcript has 9 exons. The record is from RefSeq and is a predicted model, not a curated record. The coding region runs from base 188 to 1171 and encodes 327 amino acids. Gene Ontology annotation, biological process: regulation of vascular endothelial growth factor signaling pathway; protein maturation; protein localization to plasma membrane. Lineage: Eukaryota; Metazoa; Chordata; Mammalia; Primates; Lorisidae. Gene Ontology annotation, cellular component: membrane.